This is a messenger RNA of Schistosoma haematobium, 4585 nucleotides long. RefSeq names its product TLC domain-containing protein 1 (gene TLCD1). Gene Ontology annotation, biological process: plasma membrane organization; membrane assembly; regulation of membrane lipid distribution. The transcript is spliced from 4 exons. The record is from RefSeq and is a predicted model, not a curated record. Gene Ontology annotation, cellular component: plasma membrane. Bases 804 to 1742 code for a protein of 312 amino acids. NCBI's taxonomy places the organism in Eukaryota, Metazoa, Platyhelminthes, Trematoda, Strigeidida, Schistosomatidae.
UGUAUCGCCCAAUGUGCAUGUAGAAGCACUUGACCAUGUUGAUAGGAAUCAGCCAUUCUUUAGAUAAGGUAAUCAGGACAUUUAAGACAGCCUGAAAUACACAUGCAUUUGCGUCAUUUGUUAUUUCUCGUAAGAAUUUUACAUCAUCAGCAUAUAGUAGCAUCGGAAAACCAACUACUCUUGAGAGUUCAUCCUUAUAUAGUAAAAAAUGUAGCGGACCAAGGAAACAGCCAUGAGGCGCUACACUAAGUACUGGUUUCCAGGGCCAACAUUUGGAAUUCAUUCCUACUUUCUGUCCAUGACCUACCAAGAAAUAUUUUAUCUUUUAAAGGAGAAAUAUAGGAAUUCCUAGAUACUCCAACCCUAGAGUGAUCUACUUUUGACACCUUAACAAAUCAAAGUGUAGCGACACGCAGAUCCACUUAAGAAAUAUUUCUGUAAUUCUUCAACAUUCAUGCUGACCUCAAUAGUUCUUCAGGGCACACCUAGCUGAAGUCGUCCGAUCACGGAUUCGUACCAGAUUACGAGUUGCUAAUCUGUGAUAGGUAUCCAUUGCACCUGAUAGCCAGUCUAGAUCAAACGCAUCUCGACAUAUCGACAUAUCAAAAUCCGAAUAGCUAUGGCAUUUUUGAACGGAUGAAACUCCUCGCUCCAACUCACUGACAAAGUUCCACCUUUCAACAUGUUGUAUAUAAAGUUAAACACUUUGAGUAAUCCUUUUCUGUAAAACAUAUAUAUAUCACUCAGCCUUUCGUUCACAUAAAACUGAAACCGAUACUGAUAUUGGAACAUUGCAUCAGUGUAUGAAAUUAUCCGUUCACAUUAUAAAUCGAAGGUCAAGUAAGCGUGAUCAGUGGUCACGACAGCCAAUGAACUGGCAUGGAUUCCUGCCAUCUGCGAGUGCCGGUCGCGGCGCCGUCUGCAUCGCGCUAUCCAUGACUUUUUUCAGUGCGUUAGACCAUGUUUUACGAGGAAUAAACCCCCCUAAGACUGUAGUUUGCAAAGGUUCACUCGCUAUAUGGAAGUGGCGCAAUAUGAUGAUUUCUUGGUUACAUGCCGUUUUAAUUGGAACAUGGGAUUUAUUAUGCUUUUAUUAUUAUCCUGAGUUGAUGAAUGAUCCAGUAGACCAUAUCGUGCCUUUUACAUAUUACUUAGUGGCCGUUUCUACUGGUUACUUUCUUUAUGAUUUCUGGGAUAUGUUCACGCAGAGGCAAUUGUUCAAAAUGUGGGAAUUAACUUUGCAUCACAUUGCAGUUCUGAGUGCCUUUCUUUAUAAUGUACUGUCAGUUCGGUACAUAGCGUAUACAGUUAUCGCCUUACUUGCUGAAGUCAAUAGCAUAUUUCUUCACACCCGUAAAUUGAUGCAAAUGCACAAAGUUCCUUCAGUGAAUAUGUCUUAUCGGUUCAAUGCUGUCCUGAACCUAACUACAUUCGCAGGUUGUCGAGGAUUUGCACUGCUUCGUAUUUCAUACGGCAUGUAUAUGAACCCCGAAAAAAUGACACCGUUUUAUACUGUAUUGUUGGGGACAAGUAUGUUCAUCAUGAAUCUGCUGAACCCAGUUCUAUUUUACAUACUUCUACGUAACGAUUUUCUACUUCCGCCCAGAGAUGAAGAUCUUUAUAUCAAAAAAGGGAUGAAAGUAAAUUGUCCCCCCUUGGAAAGCAAAAUAUCCAAUGGUUAUAGCUUAUCAUUAGAAAUAAAUGGCUUUCCCUGCGAUGGAAUUCAUAAGCGAAAUCUGUGAAAACUUUGAAUGGGUUCUGUGAAAUUAAUCUAUCUGUUUAUUAAAAUACGCUUAUUAAUCGUUUGUUCUAAGUUAGAUCUUUUAUUUGUAAUCCUUCGGCAUAUUAGCUUACCUAUAUACGGUUUAUCUUUUGACUUUUUCAUUGACAUAUUUACUAAUAUCAAUUUUUUAAUGAUGUUCAGUGUUAGUAUACUUUUUGCUGAUUGUUGAUCUGUAAACUCUCGUUGGCUUUUACGAAAUUACAAUAGUGUAUGUCUCGAUUCGUAAGAAUAGAUUUACCAACUGAAGUUUCAUUCCCAGUGAACCAUUUCACACUGUCCCGUGUAAAUGCUUAUUUCUUUCUCUUUGCUACACAACUGUUUCACUUUUUCUGACUAUAUAAAUAUAAGUUUCUGUAUACUUCACUCCCGGACUCUGUAUUCUUAGGCAUAUUAUUUGUUUUUAAAUACUUGUUUAUCAUUAUGACAAUGUUUUUAAACUUGUAAUAUUUUUCUUACGAUUAUAUUCUGUAAAAUAUUUUUGAUUAUGUUAAAGUCAUUUCUACAUAAAAAAUUCUCGGUGUUUACUUCACUGCUUAUCAUCUUUAUUAUAUCAGUGGACUAUUUGCUGUUACCAUCUUUGUCAGUAGUCAUUUACUAAUGUUUACGACAAAGAAAACAAAGCUCCAGUCCCUUCGUCUUUGCUUUUAUGUGUUCUGUCUACAUUAAAAGAGUUGUAUACACAGUUUGAAAUGUCUACUUCUUAAUCCCUUCAUUAUUGUACUAAUGUAUUUGGAUUAUUUCUUAUUUUUGAUUCACUAGAGGAAAAAGUCUAUCCAUCUAAAAGUUUCUGUUUUCAUGUUAAUUAUUUUGUUCAGACAUGUAAUUAAAUAGAAUUAUAAAGUUAUACUCUUUGAAAAAAGAAAUUAUCGAAGUUCCAUGAAUUAUGUCUGUCUGUCUGUCAGAGACUGAUUGUGCAAAGUAUAACUCCGCUGUCGUACUUUCUAAUUGUGAAACAUGACAUUUACAGGUUUACAAAAUACAUAGUUUUUUAUGCAAGUAGGUAAUGCUCAUUUUUGUUGUAAAGUAAUAAAUAAAAAUAGUAAAUCUGCUGGUAAGUUUUUGAAUUUUUACUGACUGCUGUGGCUAUGAUGUUCAUUACUCGUACCAGUUUACCACCAGCUCUAACAAGCAAUGUUUGUUAUUGUAAAAGCUAAGAUAUAUUAUUAUGUUAAUUUAAUGAAUAUCUAAUUCAUUCCUGUCAGUGUAUACGAGUCUCAUGGUUCUGUUUUGCGUGAUCGUUGAAGACUAAGAAUAACACGACACAAUGUCCGAUCUCAAUUAAGUGAAUGUAUCCAAUUUUAUAUUUCUCGGAACAUGGGACUUCCAUGUGAUUUUAUAGCGUAUGUAUGUGCUUAAAUGGUGACUUUUAUGAUAUUCUCAUACUUGAGAACUACUGAUGUCGACUAGUGCAACAAAAAAUUCUCACUGGAGUAUAAAAAUUCAUUUCAAACUGAAAUUAACCUGUCUAAACUUCAUCAACAAGCUGGAUGUCUAGUAAAUAUAUAUGACCUAUUAGCUCCAGCACUGUAUAGUUGUGAGGCUCAAUUUUUGACAUAUGGAAUUUCAUUCUUUAAAUACAGCAGCUCACUCAAGUACUCAUCUAUAUUUCUUAUACAAUUUCUAAGGUCGAUAAAUGUGUUUAUUUAGCCAAUCUUGUAGGGUAAAAUCCAGUGAAAAUUUAUUUGUCUCAAUAAUAACUCGUGGAUCAGCACUCAAGAAAUCAUUAACUGCUAUAAAAAGUGAAUAUCAGGGGAUUGAAAACAUGCGAGUAAGAUAUUACGUGCGGUGUCUGAGAGUUGAUUCCGAUACUCAAUUUUUCUAUAAAUGAGCCCGUCUGACUGCUCUAGUGAAAGACGGUGAGGGAAUUUAUUGACCUAGCUGAGUCGAAUCGUACAUAUAUUCAAUCCUAUAUAUAUGUAUUACCUUAGAAAAUUAAGUCAUCAUUGGUGUAUAUCAUGUCUCUUAUAAAUGAAAGCCAUUUCUUGGCCAGUUACAUGUACUGACCAUUUGCCUGAUUACUAAUUAACCCAGUGUAACUUAACCAGUAGAUAUUAUACUAUGAUGAAAAUAAAAUGAAGUUAGGGUCCGUAAAGAAAAUGCAGGAUAAAUAAUUAUUCCAAACAUCAUUGAGUUUUUACGGAGCUAAAUUAUAAUAUGAGGAGGAGGCAUAUGAUUUGAACUUUUCGUUUAGUAGUUUUGACUAACAUUGGACAUUUUUAGUACUCCCACGGGAAAAGCUACUAUAAUUUUCAACAAUUAUGUUGUCUUUUAAUUGUAGUGAAAAUCUGUCGUUGUUUAGGUACGAAUUAUUACACCCCAUCUUUCGGUGCCAGUAAGAGUAAUUGAUCAUGCUUUUGUAGACAAAUGAAAUUUAUCCCUGAUUUAUACACAAGAUAUUUGAUUGAUGUUUUGAAGUGAUUUUUAUGAAGUGGACAGAUAUUUAUUAUCAGAUGGUUGUAGAUAGUCGCUUUGUUCAGACACAGAAUACUCUUUAUGUGGAAUGGAUUCAGUGCUUUCAUACACUAAAGUAAGGAUGGUACAUGUUACGAACAAUCAACAUUAUCUACAACAGCAUAUACAUAAAGAGGUAGUUAAUUCCAUAGCAUAUGGGUUUAUAUCCUGUAAUACAUGAGUUCUUUUUAUUCCUUCAAAACUAUGAAUCCACUUCAAUAAACAAGUAAUUAUUCUUGAAAUAUAUUGAAUAGGUAUGUAUUUAGGAAGUUCCUGUAUCUUCAACAUAAAGAAUUUAUAUACAGUAACGUGAACUUCCAAAGAAAGUGUUUCAUAUUCACAAGUAAGUAA